Periophthalmus magnuspinnatus is the source of this 1523-nucleotide messenger RNA. It is a transcript of the gene cpsf4, whose product is annotated as cleavage and polyadenylation specific factor 4. Lineage: Eukaryota; Metazoa; Chordata; Actinopteri; Gobiiformes; Gobiidae. The coding region runs from base 270 to 1139 and encodes 289 amino acids. Gene Ontology annotation, molecular function: RNA binding; zinc ion binding. The transcript has 7 exons. The record is from RefSeq and is a predicted model, not a curated record.
AGGUGAACAACUUUUGAAGAAGAGCGACGAUCUGUGCUGUUAUUUAUACGCUCGUAUUCGUAAUAAGACAUUUGCAGCCAAACCCUCUGAGGGAUUACACAGACAACCAAACCAUCUGUAGAUUUUCUUGGACAAACGGUCCAGUUUUAGCGUUCGUGGUUAAUCUGGCUAACUCUGUUAGCCCAUCUGGCUAACGUUGAUGCACCUAACUAGUAGCUAACACAUUAACUCAUCACUUCCUGUGUAACUUCGGAGCAGAUCAAGUCAAUAUGCAAGACUUACUCGCUAACGUGGACCACAUCAAGUUUGAUCUGGAGAUCGCUGUGAGACAACAGCUCGGAGCUCAGCCUCUGCCUUUCCCCGGCAUGGACAAGUCUGGAUCCGCUGUAUGUGAGUUCUUCAUGCGAGCAGCUUGUCAGAAAGGCGGAAUGUGCCCCUUUCGUCACAUCAGCGGAGAAAAGACUGUGGUUUGUAAACAUUGGCUCAGAGGACUGUGCAAGAAGGGUGACCAGUGCGAGUUUCUUCAUGAAUAUGACAUGACUAAAAUGCCUGAAUGCUAUUUCUAUUCCAAAUUUGGUGAAUGCAGCAACAAAGAAUGUCCUUUCUUACACAUUGAUCCAGAGUCCAAAAUUAAAGAUUGUCCUUGGUAUGACAGAGGCUUCUGCAAACAUGGGCCUGACUGCAGGCACCGACAUACAAGAAGAGUAAUAUGUGUAAAUUACCUUGUGGGAUUCUGCCCGGAAGGAAAGUCAUGUAAAUUUAUGCAUCCUCGUUUUGAGUUGCCAAUGGGAGCUUCAGAACAGCCACCUCUCCCGCAGCAAGGCCAAAACCUAACUAAAGUAAGCACAUUUAUUAAGCUAAUGGCACGUAGUACAGAAAUACUUCAUCUCCCAAAUACCCAUUCAUUUUCACAGGUUGUUUCCUCUGCGGGUCGCUCCUCACUUUCUUUAAUUCAGUUGACCAACUCCAGUCCAGGCCCACGGACACAAAACAACAUGACAUCUGUGGCACAGCAGAGUAAUAUGUUGGCCCGAGGCCCUCGGCCACUGGACCAGGUCACUUGCUACAAGUGUGGUGAGAAGGGACACUAUGCCAAUAAGUGCACUAAAGGUCACCUCGCCUUCCUGAGUGGGCAGUAGAGUCAACCUCACAUCUUCAACAUCAGUGCAAAGCUGCGCCGACUAAGUGGCAGCAAACUCACAAAUCUGAAGGACUUAUCGCUGCUGAACACAUAACCAGGAGGCAGCAAAGAUUUUGCAACACGAUCCACAUUAUGUGUUAACAUUGUGCCAGUUAUUAAAAUCAGAUGUCUACAGAAGAUAAUCUGUAUGUACACGGAAAUGUUGGAACAAAACUGGAGAGUUGUGGGUCGGUCAUGGUCGACCUUUUGUGUGGACUGAUAUUGUAAGUACUUUCAGACUCUUUAGUUACUUGAUUUCCCAGCUACAACUGCAAAAUUCAAACCUUGUGUAUAAGCUGUAGUGUGGGAAGUAAAAAUAAACAAAACUGGGCCUUUUUACGGC